This is a messenger RNA of Telopea speciosissima, 2434 nucleotides long. RefSeq names its product G-type lectin S-receptor-like serine/threonine-protein kinase B120. The coding region runs from base 1 to 2421 and encodes 806 amino acids. Lineage: Eukaryota; Viridiplantae; Streptophyta; Magnoliopsida; Proteales; Proteaceae. Gene Ontology annotation, biological process: protein phosphorylation; recognition of pollen. The record is from RefSeq and is a predicted model, not a curated record. Gene Ontology annotation, molecular function: protein serine/threonine kinase activity; ATP binding. The transcript is spliced from 6 exons.
AUGGGCUUCGGCAAUAUUUCAAGAGUGAGAACUCUGCUUUCUUCUCUUCCAUAUUUUUUCUUGUUUCUAUUACCAAAUUGCAUAGCAAUAGACACUAUCAGUACAGGUCAAUCAAUCACAGAUGGAGAAACCUUAGUAUCAUCUGGAAACAUCUUUGAAUUAGGUUUCUUCAGUCCUGGUAAUUCUACUAAUCGAUACGUCGGGAUUUGGUACAAGAAGACCUCAUACACACAAGUUGUUGGGGUCUUAAACGCCAUGAAACCGAUUCUGGAUUCCCAUGGAAGUUUGUCCAUCAACAAUGAAGGUAAUCUUGUUAUUUUAGAUGGGAAACAAAAUGUGAUUUGGUAUACAAAUGCUUCUUCUAUGUGGAGUAAUACUAGUACUGUUGCAAUACUAGAUGACAUGGGAAACUUUGCUCUUAGAGAUAACCAUUUAAAUGUGUCACUUUGGGAUAGUUUUGAUCAUCCUUCCAAUACUUUAAUUCCAAACAUGAAGCUUGGAGGUAAUGACAAAUUGGGAAUAAGUCUUAGAUUAACAUCUUGGGUAAGCGAAAACAAUCCGGCACCGGGAAAGUUUUUCUUGCGCCGGAAUCGACAAGAAGCACAGCAAGUAUACAUCGUGAGUGGGUCAGCUGCAACCAUCGUGAAUGGUUCGAAUUUAGUCAAGCACUGGAAUUCCGGUCAGUGGAACGGUCGGAGCUUCAUCGGAAUACCGGAAAUGCCUCAAGAUUACAUUAAUGGUAUCACCUUCAGCAGCGACGGUAAUGGAGGAGAGUAUUACACUUAUUCCUUAUCUGAUACUUCAAACAUUUCCCUUGCCGUUCUUCUUUCUUCAGGAAAUAUAGAGACAAAAAAUUGGGAUGAACAAAAGAAGGAAUGGGUUGUUUUUUGGUUAGCAAUCAAUAGCCAAUGUGAUGCUUAUGGUGCAUGUGGACCUUUUGGGGUUUGUAACAAGAUGGAAUCGUUCAUUUGUAGCUGUAUGAGAGGGUUUCAACCCAAAUUCCCUGAGAAAUGGAGAAAUGGAAAUUGGAGUGAUGGGUGCGAGAGAAGUACUCCAUUACAGUGUGGUUCUGGUUCCGAAGGGUUUCUGAAAUUGGAAGGAAUUAAGUUACCAGAUGUUUCAGAAUAUUUACUACGUACGGACGAGAAUGAAUGUAAAGUCAGAUGCCUCAACAAUUGUUCUUGUUUGGCUUAUUCAUUUGUUAGUGGAGCUGGAUGUUUGGUUUGGACCACGGAGUUGAUUGACGUUCAGCAGUACUCUUCCGGUGGUCAAGACCUUUAUCUCCGUCUUCCAUCUUCAUUACUAGGGGCAAAUACAUCUGAUUUGGUCAAAGCCAGGGAGAGUUUUUCAUCCUCUGUCCAAGAUGUAGAAGAUCCAGAAAUCCAAUUUUCCCAUGUAAAACUUGGAGAAGAUCAAGAACUCCAAUUAUUUGACUUUGAUAGUGUCAAAAUGGCUACAAACAACUUCUCAUUUUGUAACAAAAUAGGAGAAGGAGGUUUUGGCAUUGUUUAUAAGGGUGAUCUAUCAUCUGGACAAGCUAUAGCAGUCAAAAGACUUUCAAGAACAUCAGGACAAGGAAUUACAGAGUUCAAGAAUGAAAUUAUGUUAAUUUCUAAACUCCAACACAGGAACCUUGUCAAGCUUGUUGGUGUUUGCAUUGAAGGAGAAGAAAAGCUUUUACUUUAUGAGUAUUUGAGCAACAAAAGCUUGGAUAAAUUCCUAUUCGACCCAACACAAAGAGCAGAAUUGGACUGGACUACACGCUUUAAGAUUAUCGAGGGAGUUGCUUGUGGACUACUUUAUCUUCAUCGUGAUUCUCGGUUAAGAGUCAUUCAUCGAGAUUUGAAGACGAGCAACAUUCUCUUAGAUGAACAAAUGAAUCCAAAAAUUUCAGAUUUUGGCAUGGCAAGGAUCUUCGGCGUGAAACAGGAUCUAGCAAAUACUAAUAGAGUGGUUGGAACAUAUGGCUACAUGGCACCGGAGUAUGGCUUGGAAGGGAUAUUUUCUGAAAAAUCAGAUGUCUUUAGCUUUGGUAUCUGUUUACUAGAGAUUGUGAGUGGUGCAAAAAAUAGUAGCUUUUGUCAUGACGAAGAACAUCUAAGCUUUCUGGGUUAUGCAUGGAAAUUAUGGAACACAGGCAAGGGAAUGCAAUUGAUUGAUCAAACAAUAGUUGAUAGUUGCGAUCCACUUGAAGCAAUGAGAUGCAUCCAUAUAGGACUUCUAUGUGCGCAAGAUUAUGCGGUGGACAGGCCAACUAUGUCUAAAGUAGUUUACAUGCUUAGUACUGAAACAACUGAUCUUACUCCUCCAAAAAUGCCUUUAUAUAUCCGUGACAACAAGGAUUAUAUUAAUUUGAGUUCACAUGGAAGUGAUGUAAACUCUAUAAAUGAAUGUUCCAUAACAGCCAUUGAAAGUCGAUAAGAAGCAUAAUUAC